This is a messenger RNA of Beta vulgaris subsp. vulgaris (sugar beet), 1063 nucleotides long. Its product is annotated as NADPH-dependent aldehyde reductase-like protein, chloroplastic. Gene Ontology annotation, molecular function: oxidoreductase activity. Bases 111 to 929 code for a protein of 272 amino acids. NCBI's taxonomy places the organism in Eukaryota, Viridiplantae, Streptophyta, Magnoliopsida, Caryophyllales, Amaranthaceae. The transcript has a single exon. The record is from RefSeq and is a predicted model, not a curated record.
CUAGUAGAAACGUAUGGGGAUUGGGAACUUGAGAAAUAAGUACAAGUGAGAAACUCAUCUUCCAAGUCCUCAUAAACCACCAAAGUCCCAAACCAACUAAUCUCACAACCAUGGAACCCCCACUCAUUACCACUACCACCACCCCAACCACCACACUCCAAGACAGAGUCGCCAUCGUAACCGGCGCGUCUCGAGGAAUCGGACGAGCAAUCGCCCUACACUUAGCCACUCUAGGCGCAAAACUCGUAAUCAAUUACACCUCUCCAUCCUCCCAAACCCACGCUGAGCAACUCCUCUCCCAAAUCAACUCUCUCUCACCUUCACCUUCCUCCACCACUCCACGCGCAAUCAUCGUGCAAGCCGACAUCUCCGACGAAACCCAAGUAAAAAACCUCUUCAACACCGCUGAACAAGCCUUCAAUACCCAACCCCACAUCGUGAUCACCUCCGCUGGCAUCCUAGACCCCACUUACUCCUCACUCUUCGAUAUCGAAACCUCGGAAUUCGACCGCAUUUUCUCUGUAAAUGCGCGUGGUACCUUUUUGUGCAUCAAGGAGGCCGCAAACAGAGUGAAACGCGGUGGUGGGGGGAGAAUUGUUACGGUGUCUUCGUCAUUGACGGCUUCUUUUGGGGUUGGAUAUGGGGCUUAUACGGCGUCCAAGGCCGCAGUGGAUGCGAUGACUAAGAUACUUGCGAAGGAGUUGAAGGGGAGCAGAAUAACGGUAAAUGCUUUGGCGCCUGGACCAAUAGCGACGGAUAUGUUCUUUGAUGGGAAGUCGGAGGAGGUUGUGCAGAAGGCUAUUGAUAUUAAUCCGUUGGGAAGGUUGGGUCAGGUGGAGGAUGUAGCUCCUGUUGUUGGGUUUUUGGUUAGUGAUGCUGCGGAGUGGAUUAAUGGUCAAAUUAUUCGGGUAAAUGGUGGCUAUGUUUAAGUUUCUAUUUAUGUUUAUGUUUGUUACAACUUAAAAGUACUGUAUACACUCUUUGUGUUCUCGAAUAAUUGUCCGGUUUGACUUAUAUGAUCGAAUAUAUGAAUAUUUGGUUGUAUUUAAUUUCUCGCUAUAAA